UAAACAAAGAUCUUGAAAGUUAAAAAAAGAUAUUAACUUUAUCAAUCAAAAUUAGAGUACUGCAUUGCUUUCUCAAAACCCUAAAUCAAAGUUAUUGACUCAAACAAAACCCUAAAUCCCCAAAACUAGAUCUUAAUUAUUCUCCAUGGCAUUGAAAAUUCAAACCUUUUCACCUUCAUUCUCAGUUCCAACUUCAAAACCCAAACAACACUUCCACUCAAUUACUAUUUCUGCCUCGAAUUCGACACGCCCAUCGAUCGCCGGCCGCAAGCUCCGAGCAGCAGUAAUUGGCGGAGGACCCGCUGGAUCCUCCGCUGCAGAAGCUCUUGCGAGCGGCGGCGUGGAAACCUUCUUAUUCGAGCGAAACCCGCCGUCGACACCGAAGCCAUGCGGCGGAGCAAUCCCUCUCUGCAUGCUAGAAGAAUUCGACAUUCCUCACCACCUCAUCGACCGCCAUGUCACACAAAUGCGAAUCUUCUCACCUUCAAACAUCGCCGUGGAUUUCGGUAAAACACUAAAACCCAACGAAUUCAUCGCCAUGCUCCGCCGUGAAGUCCUCGAUUCAUUCCUCCGAUCCCGCGCCGUUUCCGCCGGCGCCGAACACAUCUCUGGCCUAGUCACCUCUCUCGAUGUCCCAACCUCACCGAACUCCCCCUACACCAUCAACUACACAAACAAAACCUCAUCUAAAAACUCCCUCGCCGUCGACGUCGUAAUCGGCGCCGACGGCGCCAACAGCCGUGUCGCGAAAUCAAUCUCCGCCGGCGAUUACACCUGCGCCAUCGCGUUUCAAGAACGAAUCAAAUUAUCGGACGAGAAAAUGAAGUAUUACGAAAAUCUCGCCGAGAUGUACAUAGGUGAUGAUGUGUCACCGGAUUUUUACGCGUGGGUUUUUCCUAAAUGUGACCACGUGGCAGUGGGAACUGGUACAGUACGGUCCAAACACGAUAUUAAGCUGUACCAGCGAGCUAUAAGAGAAAGAGCAAUGUCAAAGAUCGACGGUGGAAAAGUGAUCAAAGUAGAGGCCCACCCGAUUCCUGAGCACCCGCGUCCUAUUAGAGUUAGAGGACGCGUGGCGCUUGUGGGUGACGCAGCGGGUUACGUCACAAAAUGUUCGGGUGAAGGUAUUUAUUUUGCAGCAAUGUCAGGUCGAAUGUGUGGAAACGGUGUUGUCAGAGCUUCUGAAGGCGGAGAAAAGAUGAUUAACGAGUGUGAUCUUAUGAGGGAGUAUCUUAAGGAAUGGGAUGCGAAGUAUGUGAACACUUUUAGAUUUUUAGAUCUUUUGCAAAGGGUUUUUUAUGGUAGUAAUGCGUCUAGGGAAGCUUUGGUGGAGCUUUGUGGUGAUGAGUAUGUUCAAAGGAUGACAUUUGAUAGUUACUUGUAUAAGAAGUUGGCACAUGGGAGAGUGUGUGAUGAUGUUAAGCUUUUUAUGAAUACUAUUGGGAGUUUAAUUAGGUGUAAUGAUGUGGGAACACGUAUGAAGGGUUUGAUUUUGUAGAGGAUCAUUCUUUGUCCCUUGGUUGGGAAUUAUUGAUAUUUAUGGGUCUCUAUUAUCUUUACCCUACAUUGUUGUAAUCUGAAUUUGUAUCUUUGUUUUGGCCAUAGCUUUCCUUCCACUAUGCAAGAAAAAUAAAAUGUUAUUCUCUCCC
Molecule: messenger RNA, 1649 nt
Organism: Medicago truncatula (barrel medic)
Lineage: Eukaryota; Viridiplantae; Streptophyta; Magnoliopsida; Fabales; Fabaceae
Product: geranylgeranyl diphosphate reductase, chloroplastic
Exons: 1
Coding region: 146-1498 (450 amino acids)
Biological process (GO): chlorophyll biosynthetic process; photosynthesis
Cellular component (GO): chloroplast thylakoid membrane
Molecular function (GO): oxidoreductase activity, acting on the CH-CH group of donors, NAD or NADP as acceptor; FAD binding
Source: RefSeq, a predicted model, not a curated record